This is a messenger RNA of Drosophila obscura, 678 nucleotides long. RefSeq lists its product as uncharacterized. Bases 246 to 629 code for a protein of 127 amino acids. The record is from RefSeq and is a predicted model, not a curated record. The transcript has 3 exons. NCBI's taxonomy places the organism in Eukaryota, Metazoa, Arthropoda, Insecta, Diptera, Drosophilidae.
GAAUCAAUUUAUGCUUAGCGUUCACCGCCUUAUGCACUCGUAGGAAUUCCAGCCGGAAGAUAAAGACGAAUAAAUUUGACUCUGAUGAUGAUGAGCCCAUCGCGAAGAAAGGCAAUGCCAAUAAGAAUGCUACGCCGCCAGCACAGCCCGAACCGGGGCAGGGUCAGCCUAGUUCGGGUGCGUUUGCUGCGCUAGAAAAAUUUUUAAUUGAUGAUCCAUGUCCGCGUAAGGUGAAAAUUCUUCUAAUGGAUAAAAUGGAAAAGGAAGAGGUUUUGAGUUCAUUCUCCAAGUACAAAUGCGACCUCGAUAACUUCUUCAAGGAGCAUCGCAUAUCAAGAACUGAUAACUUUAUGAGCAUACAGCAUGUGCACAUCAUAGACAUAGUCAAACGAAACAUUUCAGAGGCUAUGCUCGCGAGACUGGGGAAAGUGUAUGGCACCAACACAGCAUAUGCAUCGCUGGUGAUCAACGCUCUCCUGCCUUUGUGGAUUGCACGUCUCUUUAUGGACACAUUCAACUUUGGUACUGCUGAGGAGGCAGUGCGCCAGAUUAAGGACCAAUUGGCGUACAGCACAUACCUGAAUGCCCUAAAUAACGAGCCCUUAGAGUCCGAUUUGGAGAUGUGGUGACUGUUUCGGUUCAUUCGGUUUCAUCAAAAUAAACCAUUAUAUAGUUCAA